Messenger RNA from Ruditapes philippinarum (Manila clam), 713 nucleotides. Its product is annotated as leucine-rich repeat-containing protein 74B-like. Gene Ontology annotation, molecular function: protein binding. The record is from RefSeq and is a predicted model, not a curated record. Lineage: Eukaryota; Metazoa; Mollusca; Bivalvia; Venerida; Veneridae. The transcript has 7 exons. The annotation marks the transcript as partial.
AAAGUGUAGAUGAGGGUCGUUCAAGAAAGUCGUUGGCCAAGAAGGUGAACGACAAAUAUCAAAGGGCUUGUAAAGUUGCAAAGAAAUAUCCAUUAAAAUGUAUUGUUGACCAAUUUGAAAAUUCAACCUUUGACCUUACUGGGAAGAAAAUAGGCCAUGAACAUAUGAAACUUGCUGCCAUAGCGCUUUUAAGAAAUGAAUAUGUGAAUGCAUUGAAGUUGCGGGAUAAUAGUUUAGGAAACGAGGGAAUAUAUCAUGUAACAGAUAUGUUGACACAGAAUAUUUACAUCACACGACUUAACUUUGCAGAGAACAAUAUAGGCAUCCCCGGGUUAAAGGCAAUAGUACAGGCUGUUAUGGACAAUAUUCUCAUAGUAAGAUUAGAUGUCUCAGGAAAUGAAAUCACAGAUGAGGGUGCUAAGUGCCUUGCUGAAUUAAUAGAGGCAAGAACGGGCUUGUUACGGUUACGGGCAAACCAUAAUUGUAUCAGUGAAUCGGGCGCUGUGGCAAUAGGGAAUGCAUUAGCAAAUAAUGAAUCAAUAGAGAAACUGGAUCUUAGCUGGAACCACAUCAGGGGGAAAGGUGCAAUAUCAAUAGCUCAUAGUUUAAAGACGAACAAUAGUCUACUGUCAUUAAAUGUAGCUUGGAAUGGUUUUGGUAAAGAGGGGGCUAAAGCUUUAGGAGAAGCUCUCCCAGAGAACAAGAAACUGAGU